UGUCAGAGUAGGCCCAUUCUACCAGCUCUGGCUGAGCCUGAACUUCCAAAAGUGAGCUGAGCUGUUCAACCUUGGAUCUUAAUUACUCCUAGCAGGGAUAAUUAGGUCCCUCUUUCUCAGAUUACAGGCGUGGCAAAGAUGUUUGAUCUCAGGACGAAGAUCAUGAUCGGCAUUGGAAGCAGCUUACUGGUUGCUGCGAUGGUGCUCCUAAGUGUUGUGUUCUGUCUUUACUUCAAAGUAGCUAAGGCACUAAAAGCUGCAAAGGACCCUGAUGCUGUGGCUGUAAAAAAUCACAACCCAGACAAGGUGUGUUGGGCAAAGAACAGCCAGGCCAAAGCCACCACCAUGGAGUCUUGUCCAUCUCUCCAGUGCUGUGAAGGAUGUAGAAUGCAUGCCAGUUUUGAUUCCCUGCCACCUUGCUGUUGUGAGGUAAAUGAAGGCCUCUGACUUGGGAAAGCUGGGCACAAAAAUCUUCAUGAGCAGUACUUCUUUCUUAAUAGAACGUUUUAUUAUUCAAGUCAAGUUCUAGAGUGUUUACAUGCUAUUAUAUAAUGUACAGUGUUAUUUUCUGUACUUUUGAAUAAAUGUGCAAUAUUGGAAAUAAUCCUCUGCCUCCAGUAUUUUUGUUAGUUAUAAACAUUGCUUAUUUAAAUGUGUGUAUUACCUACUUUGGGAUUUGGG
This is a messenger RNA of Symphalangus syndactylus (siamang), 681 nucleotides long. RefSeq names its product family with sequence similarity 24 member A (gene FAM24A). The record is from RefSeq and is a predicted model, not a curated record. Lineage: Eukaryota; Metazoa; Chordata; Mammalia; Primates; Hylobatidae.